Vigna radiata var. radiata (mung bean) is the source of this 1178-nucleotide messenger RNA. RefSeq lists its product as uncharacterized. The transcript has 6 exons. NCBI's taxonomy places the organism in Eukaryota, Viridiplantae, Streptophyta, Magnoliopsida, Fabales, Fabaceae. The record is from RefSeq and is a predicted model, not a curated record. The coding region runs from base 67 to 1017 and encodes 316 amino acids.
ACUUCCAUUGAAGGAGAAGAGCUUCAUCAAGUGUUACCAUUUUCCCAAGACAUAACCUUCAGAGACAUGACCCACCAAGUGGUAAGGCCCCUAAGACAGUGGCCAUGGUUCCACCACCACCGCACUUGUGUCACCCUUCCUCUCCUCCUCCACCACCACCACCACCACCACCGCCACCACAACCACCUUCUUUCUCCUCCAUCACCUCACCCCAGUACAUCUAAAACAUCGCCAAUCUCUCACCGCUUUUCGUUUGCCACGCUCGCUUCUUCUCGUCCUAAACUUCGAACACCCAACUCUCCUCUACCAACCACCUCUGACACGGAUCUAGAGGCCAAGAAGAGCCGGAACGAACUGAAGCGAGAAGCCAAGCGCGCUGUCAAGUGGGGAAUGGACUUGGCUUCCUUCUCCGCUCCACAAAUCAAACGCAUCCUUAGGGUCGCUUCCUUGGACCAAGUUGUGUUCGAAGCUGUUAUGCUCGUUAAGUUUAUUGUUGAAGAGAAAGUGUUUGUUGUUUUGCCUCAGAGACUGGGACCUGAUGUCCGGGAAGGAAGGCGGAGGCAGUUUAACUAUAUCGGGAAAUUGCUACGGGAUGUGGAUCCUGAGUUAAUGGAUCGAUUAAUUAAAGCUACGAAAGAUUCAGAUCACAAAGAGUUGCAAGCUUUAACUGGCUUAGGGUCUGAUGACCCUGAAGAUGAUGAUGAAGAUGACUCGGUUGAAUCUGAAUCAGAGGAGGACCAGGAGGAAUCCAAUUGGCACGAUGGUCAGGUGACAAGGUGGUUUGAUGGUUUGAUCAGCAAGGACAUUGAAAUCUCCAAUGAAAUUUAUUCAGUCCAAGGAGUUGAAUUUGAUCGCCAGGAGUUGCGAAAGCUUGUACGUAGAGUGCACAUUACUCAAGAGACGAAGGCUGAUAAUGAAGAAGAGGAGAAAAAAAUAGAAACAGCAACACUAGGUGCUAAGAAGGCUCUUAUUCGUUUCCUUCGUGGCCUUACAAAGAGAAUCCAUUAUGAAUACUAAUACGUCAAUUGAUCUUAGCUUUAAGAAUUUACAAAGAAUUACAUUGCCUUGGUGCGGAAAAUCUUAUAUUCUUUUUUUAAGUUCACUACCACAUGAUAUUUUGAACUCUUUUCCGUAAAUUAUUACUUUUAUUGUCCAAAUGAAAUUGUUUACGGCUCAAA